AUGGAACAGCCGCACCAGGACCAGUCGAAGGAUUUCAUGCCGUCGUACUUUCCCAUCGACAAUGAUUCUCAGCAGCGUAACAAUAGCAAUCCCAUGGAAGUUCUGCCUUCUAUGUACAGCUCAAACCCGAUGCUCUUGCAGCAGAAUCAGCAAUCGCAACAGUCGCUAGCGAGCUCGCAGCAAGUGAACAUGGAGAUGCUGAAUCUCAUGGCGUCGAUGCAGGCCAUGGACUCGUCGUUGGCUCUACCAUCGCAGUCUCAGUCACAGCAGCAACAGCAGCAGCAACCCCCGUCGCUGAAUCCACAAUUACUGCUUGAGCAGCAGUUCAAGUUCAAUCAGCUUCGGCAGCUGCAGCAGCUCCAGCAACAAAUUUUUCAACAGCAGGUGAGCUGUCGCGACAAUCUUCUUACCGCGCCGUCGACAGCAACGUCAACGGAGCUACGCCCCCAACACACCUCUGAAUUUGUAUCUCCUAUGAGCUUACAAUACAUGAACAUGGAUAUACCCCAAGAUCAGAGCCAAUACCGCGCUCAAAUCCUCGAAAACCAUGGCAUGGCCUCGCAAUCCAAUACCCCAUUAAUUAAUGGUUCGCGAUCACAGCCAAAGUACUCUCCUCGUGGCACUGCUUCUGCCCCUGCGCAUGUAGCCUUCCGUUCAAGUCCAGAGUAUCUGCCAUCUCCGGCCGAGCUCGACUUCGAUAUCUCGCCGCUCACCAGCCCGUGGCUGGGAGCGCAUCAGCAGAGCAGUAUCGUCGACCCUCAUGUCGCUUCCGGUAGCACCAGCCAGAAAAGAACAGCAUCGCCCAACUCCGCUGACCAUCUCGCUCGUAAGAAGCAGUCCCCCGCGAUUCGGCCCACUAAUCCGGGUGUCCCCAAUACGAAGAAGAAUCAGAAUACCUCCCGAGGAGGAUCAAAGUCUGUUAACUCGACGCCCCUAUUACGUUCGACGAGGACGAGGAAAGGAAGCACGGCUGGUGACCUUGUUGGGGAUACACCAUCACCAGUCGACCUAUCAAUGCCUCCGCCAGCAUCGACGGUCUCUUCAUCAAAUAAUGUCCCACCAUCAACGAUCACAUCCGCGCAGCUCACGCCUGUCACCCCGGCAAGCAUAAUGAAGCUAGGCCGGCUCGGCGUUGAUAGUAGUUUGGCACCAAAACCUAGCGCGACAAAAAUACAGAAGAAAUCUUCGUCAGCCGUCCAAGCCAGUCCUGGUCUGAAGGCCAUCCUUCCAGCUGGUUCUACAUCUUCUGCAGCGUCGCAUUCACAGCCCCAGCAACCGGUAAUCCAUGUAAGAAAGACCUCACAUAAAGCUGCUGAACAGAAACGUCGCGAUUCGUUGAAAACAACGUUCGACGAGCUACGAGGACUACUUCCACCCAUUCCCCUCCCCAACGACGAAAAAUACCCUGACGAGCCCAUCCUGCCUGGCGCCCUCCCCCCUCGUGGACCGCCCAAGGCCGGCAGCGAUGGUCCAAACAAGGGCGUCAGCAAGUUGCAGCUUCUGAUAUGUGGUAAUGAUUACAUCCGCCAGCUUAAGGGGCGCGUUGAACGACGCGAUGAUGAAAUAGAGAAGCUUCGUAGGGAAGUGAAGAGGCUGAGAUUGCACCUGGGCGAUGCAGCCAUCGCGGAAGGCGAGGAGGAUUUGGACCUCGAGUUGGACCUCGACGCUGCUGAAACUCUGGUGAUCGGCAGAGGCAAAUCGCUGUUGACUGACGAAGACGGGGAAGAAGAGAUGGAAGAAACAUAG
This is a messenger RNA of Pleurotus ostreatus (oyster mushroom), 1746 nucleotides long. RefSeq lists its product as uncharacterized. The coding region runs from base 1 to 1746 and encodes 581 amino acids. Lineage: Eukaryota; Fungi; Basidiomycota; Agaricomycetes; Agaricales; Pleurotaceae. Gene Ontology annotation, molecular function: protein dimerization activity. The transcript is spliced from 3 exons. The record is from RefSeq and is a predicted model, not a curated record.